Cylicostephanus goldi is the source of this 210-nucleotide messenger RNA. The record is from the annotation of a GenBank genome assembly. NCBI's taxonomy places the organism in Eukaryota, Metazoa, Nematoda, Chromadorea, Rhabditida, Strongylidae.
AUGAUAGAUAGCUAUUUCAGAAGCUGGCAACUUCUCGAACUUCCUGCAGCUGUUCCCGUCGUGUUUGUGAAGAUUGUCGGAACUCACAACUCUGCUAAUGAAGUGUUCCACUGUGUUCACUUUGAAUGCCCAGCUGACCCGAAUGCUCCUCCUGUCGAUGAACGAUCUGUACUACCUAAGGAUAUCGUCGCUGAAGAGAUGGAACAGUGA